Messenger RNA from Serendipita indica DSM 11827, 1671 nucleotides. Lineage: Eukaryota; Fungi; Basidiomycota; Agaricomycetes; Sebacinales; Serendipitaceae. The record is from the annotation of a GenBank genome assembly.
AUGACUGUCGAAACUUCCGACUCGCUGAAAAAGCAUAAAAAGACAAAGAAGGAGAAGAAAGCCACGUCCAGUGAGAACGGUUUGCCCAAGGAAUCGAUUGGGACUCUGGAAAUGAGCGAUUUGAACCUCCACGACACACCAAAGAAGGAAAAGAAACGCAAGAGGAAGGAGGCGGAUGUAAAUGAUACGGCAGACGAACCGUUGCCCAAAAAGGCGAGGAAGGAUGCCAACGCCAACGAGGCGUCCCCCUCUGAGGCAAAACUCAGCAAGGAGGAGCGCAAGAGGAGAAAGAAAGAAGCCAAAGAGGCUUUGGAGGCGACCUCGUCGGCAGUCCCGGAGAGAGUGCAGUCUUUCCUCACAAAAAACGCAAUCACGAUCCAUGGGGACGUCACUCCCAUCUUAGACUUUUCUCAAAUCGAUAUUCCCGCUGCUUUGAUGGAAACACUCUCCAAAUUCAAGGAGCCCACGCCGAUCCAAGCGUGUUCGUGGCCACCGUUACUCGCUGGUCGGGAUGUUGUUGGAAUCGCAGAAACUGGAAGCGGCAAGACACUUGCGUUUGGCAUUCCAGCAUUGGCCCGUUUGGCGGCUACAGAGCGCCCACCAAAGGGACAGAAUAUCAAUGUCCUUGUAGUUGCCCCUACAAGAGAGCUUGCUAUUCAAACGCACGAUACCCUUCUCGCCGCUGGAAAGCCACUCGGAAUCACCAGCGUGUGCUUGUAUGGUGGCACUGACAAAGAGGCUCAAAAGAAGUCGCUCAAGGAUAAGAAACUGCGUAUCGUCGUUGGCACUCCAGGGAGGCUGCUGGAUCUUGCUAAUGAGGGUGCUUGCAGUUUUGAGCACGUAUCUUUCCUCGUCCUUGACGAAGCCGAUCGUAUGCUUGAUAAGGGAUUCGAGAAUGACAUUCGAAAGAUCAUUGGCAUGACAGCGCAGGACGCUCGUCAGACUUUAAUGUUCAGCGCGACGUGGCCUGACAGUGUCAGGCGACUCGCAGCUUCAUUCCAAAAGGACCCCGUUCGUAUUACGGUUGGACAGGAUGACCUUACGGCGAACCGCCGCGUCGAGCAAGUCAUUGAUGUCUUUGACGAUCCAAGAGAAAAAGAUUCCAAACUUCUUAAAAUUCUAAAGCAAGUACAGAAAAAGAGCAUCACACCAGGCUCCGACGAGUCUCGGACGCUCGUCUUUGUCCUCUAUAAGAACGAGGCGCCUCGGGUUGAGCAAUUGCUCCGUGGCCAAGGCUACUCUGUCUGUGUAUUACAUGGAAAUGUAUCACAGGACGCCCGACUCAAGGCACUCAAUGACUUUAAGACCGGCAAGGUCGGAGUCCUCAUUGCUACGGACGUCGCGGCGAGAGGUCUUGAUAUUCCAAACGUCGGGACGGUCAUCAACUAUACCUUUCCUUUGACCGUUGAAGACUAUGUGCAUCGCAUAGGAAGAACUGGUCGAGGAGGACGUGAAGGCAAGAGCGUCACCUUCUUCACUGGAGAAAAGCAUGAAAAGGCGCUCGCUGGGGAGCUGGCCAAGGUUGUGCGUGAAAGUGGCUUCGACGCAGCUGCCGAAGGUCUACGGCAACGGUUUGAUAUGACCAUAAAAAAGAAGACGCACAACGUGUACGGGGCCCACUUUAAGGAGAUAGACUCUACGGUCAAAGGAACCAAAAUUGUAUUUGACUAG